AGCGGGCCUAUUUCGAAAUUAUUUACUGUCCCUGCAGAAUCCAGCAGAAUGGAGAGAUCUUCUUCGGGUGCAGGUUAAAAAAUUAAAGAAUAGGUUCGAAAUUAACUACCCAGGGGAAGCUUUAAGUUUUGGCCAUGAAAAUCAAACUUGGAAGUACUGGCUCUGUCCUUGCUGCUCCAAUCUAGGGUUUAAAUAUUUUGAAUCAAUGUGGCAGCAUGUGCUGAAGGAGAAUCUGCAAGAACCUUCUGAAGAAUUGAAGUCAUUAUUCCCUAAGCCACUUGAUCAAGAUUGGGCUGACAAUCUUAUACAAGGCAGUUGGGAGCCUAUUGAAAUCCAUGCCACGACAGCGAAUGACAACCUACAACGGCCGCUGUCUACUGAUACUGAGAGAAGAAAUCAUCUCCGAAGAAUCAAAUACAAUUUUUGGAUGCUUAUCACUAAUAAUUGCUUGUCGGUGAGCCAUAUUGACAAUGUAUUGAAAUACGCCAUGGGAGAAAUUCAAGUUCUUCCGUUUGCGCAAGAACUACAGAACGUCCAAACAGGCGAUCAGUUGGUACGUAUUAUCCGAUUAUUGAAUUCUUUGCAGCUCAAGGAAGUACUUGAUUUCUUAGAGAGACUCAUGAAAUCUUGUAAGCUAGGCCCAUAUGCUGAGAGUCAUGGCCCUUCUCAUGAUGCAUUUCUUGUUAGUCUGGAGGAUGAUGUCAGAAUUGGGGUCACUCCUGAUGAUAGUUUCUUGUAUAUUGACUUGGAUAUGAAGUCAUUAUCCAGCAGUGAAAAUACAUCCUCCCCUCAUGAUGAAACAUGGAGUCCCCCUGAUGUUAAUUCGAUAGUUUGUUGGUUAUAUGAAGAUCAAGAUCUUACGGAGAAGAUCGAAGCUUCCACACAAAGACAGGAUGAGGCUGAUAAAUAUUUUAAGAAGUUACAGAAUGAAUAUAAGGAACUGACUUUGAAUUGCAGUCAAAAAUGCAAACUCCUUGAAUAUCAGGAUGCUCUAAAAUGCUUAAAACAUAAGUGCGAGAACGAAUUUGUGGAAACGAGCGCUUCUGCAGAGAGUCAGAUACAAUGUAAAAAAGAGCUUCCUGAAAGAGCUGAAAGCGGAGAUGAUUCUGUGGUCAGUAAUAGUUCUGAUAUCUCUACAGAAGAAGAAGCUUUCGAAGAGUCCAGAAACAGGGAUGGUUCUGUAAAUCAGCCUGACAACAAUGAUGAAAACAAUUCGAGAACAAAUUCCAAAAAUAACUCCUGCAUAAAUUCAGCAUUCAGGGAAAUAGAUGAGACAUCAAAUGAAAAGCUCUGCAUAGCCGAUGCAAAGAUCAUGAAGAAUAUUGCUACCAUCAGGCAUUUGAAGCUCAAUCUUGAAAGAGCUUGUGUUAUCAAUGAUCGUGUAUAUCUUUUACCUCUCCUGAGAGUUUACAUGAAGGAAGCCCUUGAGCUAAGACUAACAGAAUCUGAACCACACGUUGAAGACUCUUUCACUGAACCCUUACACGAUGAUGAGGAAAAUAUGGAUAAGAGAGAAGAUAGCCAGAAACAGCUAUGGGAAACCUCAAGGGGUAAAAAGAAAGGCAGUAGUUCCAAAAAGUCUAAGGGUAGAAAGUCUAGAUAGCCUUGAAUUUUGUUCAGCUUGUUUUACUGCAACUGUUAAUACAUCCAGAUCGCUUUGAGCUGCAUGGUGCUAGAAUUUAUAACAAUCUCAGCUUUAUGAUGCUAAAAUA
Molecule: messenger RNA, 1712 nt
Organism: Asparagus officinalis (garden asparagus)
Lineage: Eukaryota; Viridiplantae; Streptophyta; Magnoliopsida; Asparagales; Asparagaceae
Exons: 3
Coding region: 206-1603 (465 amino acids)
Source: RefSeq, a predicted model, not a curated record